Molecule: messenger RNA, 5426 nt
Organism: Nothobranchius furzeri (turquoise killifish)
Lineage: Eukaryota; Metazoa; Chordata; Actinopteri; Cyprinodontiformes; Nothobranchiidae
Source: RefSeq, a predicted model, not a curated record
UUGGGUGUACUAGUCUGUUUCUAACUGUUGUGUAUGGUAGGGCUGGGGGUAAACGAUUAUUUUUAAAACGAUUAUUCUGACGAUUAUUUUAUCGAAUAGUCGACUAUUCUAAUGACUAUUUAGAAAAUUAAUCUAAUGAUUAUUUUUCUAUUGCACAAUUAACAAAAACCAGAAAAUCUCAAAUAAAUUCCUCAAAAAAAUUGAUAAAUUGUUACUGUAAGAGAAUAAACACUACAGGCCUUCCAUUUUGUAUAACACUACUUUUAUUGUGUUGGUUGGUUAUGUUCUGAUGACAUGUAGAACUUGGGAGUGCAGGCUGCUGCCUGAGAGGUGGUAGAAGAUGGAGUGUCUCCAUGCUGCUUUGUUUUGGUCACUUAUGUGCGUGAGGCGAGUGGUCUUACGGGUUAAACCAAACUCAGGUGAUAUUUUACACUAAACCGAAAACCCACAACACUCUAAAUGUAAUAAAAGGGAGAUCUGCACCACAAAAAAGAUGAACUCUAAACCAAAACGUAACAGCUUAUCCCAACGCAAGAAGCUGUUAGCGAAGAUGCUAACAGUAGCUUUACCAACGUUAAGUUCAAGUUACCAAGUUUAAAUAAACCAAAAACACCCGGCAGCAAACAGACCAGCACGGAGGAGAGACUGCUACCACCAAAACAGCUCUCCUCAUGUCUGAAAGAAGCUCCUUAAUGAAGGGAGAAACGCUCCCGGUGAUUUUCUACAUCUGCGAUAGACACGGAGCAGCGCAUCUGACCCCGGAAGUUGUUGCCCGUUGCCGGGAGACGAAGGGGCAAAACAGGAAAAUAAUCUAGUAGUGGACGGACAUUGUUCCGGGUCUUCGGUAUUUGGCGGAGAUGUUAGUGAAGGCGGAGAAGAGGGCGAACUAGAGGAAAAACAGGCAGAUUCCUCCUCUAUUUACAAACUCCUGGGGAUGCAACAAGUGGGCGCGGUGCGUCGACUUCCGGAUCUGACGUCGACAAAUUUUUAGAAUCGAGCCGUCGACUUCGUCGAGGCUUCGCUACAGCCCUAGUGUAUGGUUUUGUUGGUGUGUUUAUGUUGUGUUUUUUCAUUGCUGCUCUUAUUUUUUCUGUUAUGCCUCUGAUGUAUGGUAGGGUUAUCACUGGUUCUGGUUCUUGUCUUUCUGGGUUUCUGGUUUUGUUGUUCUUUUCUUUCUGUUGUUAUUGUUUGUGUUGACAAACAACCACGAACAGAGACGAUGGGAUCUACACACUGGAUCACACAUAGGACUGUGUCACUGGUGAGAAGAGUGCGGGCAGCAGAGGCUAGCGUCUAGCUCUGAAGAAGUUGUGGUAGUGUUUGAAAUGUCAGCAUAAACGAGGAAAACUUUCCUGUAAUAAAAAAGAACGGAGUAAAGCAGUUAGGUUUUAGUUGGUAAUGGUGAGUUGCUGAACUGGUCAUUUGUCCAGUAAUCAGGUGUGUCGGAGUAGGUAAAACAACUAAAACCUGCUGGAUAGCGGCCCUGGAGGGCCAGGAUUGCUCACCGCUGAUAUCUCUAUAGGGACCACAGAGGAGCCUAACUUUGGUUUAAAUGAUUUAAUCAGGGUCUUAAAUCUUUCACUGCUUGUGAUGUUUUUGUGGAGUAGAAACAAAUCUGAGGGGAUUUAUUCUUUUAAACAAAACACCAGAAACAGUUUCUAGAUUAUUAUUGGGCAAUGGGACAUUGAGGAGAUUGGGGGAGGAGGUGUUGGGUCCUCAUGAGGCUCAACAUGUAACAGCCCAUGUCUGUCACCUGGUGCCUAUCGGCUUUGGUUGAACUUGUUAAAUUAUUUAUAUGUGUGAAAUACAGUUUGGAGGUUAUUGUCUUUGUUUUUGUUGCUGAUUUCUGUGACCUAAGAGAAAGGCCGCAUCACGUUGAGGAUUGUUUUAUUGAUCGUUUUGUCUGCCUGACUUCUAUAAGAGGUGAGUUAGGAGACACGCCCCGCCCCCGAGAGUGGUACUCCCUCACCUGUCUGCAGCUGUGCAGGACGCUGGAAGCAGGAGCUGCCAAGCGGUGUUAUGGACUAAGGAUUAUCGCACCAACGACUAGGGAGAGUCUAGCGGACCUAUGUGACUUCUCUGAUGUGCUGGAGGAGUAAGCUGGGAGCGUGUGUUCUGGUGAACCGCCGAAGCAGCGGCCUGUCGGGUCCUCAGCGGUACCAACCAGGCCUUGUGUAAAGGACUGAACGAGCUCCAGAAUGGUCAGCUGGGGGUGAGGAAUCACCCUGUGGGAUCCCUCAUAAAGCCCCCCCUCUCCAUCUCUGUGGUACCAGCCAAAGCUCCUGUUUCCAUGGUGACGGCCCACAUGAAUGGCCAGAAAAUGGUGAGCUCAGAACCGCUGCAGCUGUCUCCCAUCAACCUGCAGACUGGAAGCAGAGUGGCACCAGGCCCCAGGGUCCACACUUUCAGUAGCAGCAGAAGGGUCGGAGACCAGGUAAUGUUCAGCACACCUGCGAGAGCUACGGCUCAAGUCUGGGUUGGGGUUCUGUUGGUCCAGCUAAACAUGUUGAUGUUUUAAACAAAAGUGAUAAUGCAGCAGGGGGUCCAGCAGAUCCUGGUCUGGACCCAGCUGACCAGGUGAGGCCUUGCGGUUACUGUUUGACAUUAAUGCUCUAAAACAAAACGUUGUUUCACGGGAGCGGGGACCCUGACGCUUCAGCGUUUUACAGGCACGCGUUGACCGGAUGUUUUCCUUAUUUGAACAUCUUUUUCAACAGUAAAACUUACACAGAGAACAUAACAGAAGUAACAUAAUGAAUCAAGAAAAGACUCCUCUCAGAGAAUCUGAGCAUUGCCUCACACUUGUACACCAUUUCAACACAUCUUGCUGUUAUUUUAUUGGUCCAGAUUUAAGGUCCUCCUCCAUGUGUCAGGGUGCUGCAGGGCAGAGCCCCCCCAUGUCUGGCUGAACUGUUGCAGCGGCGUGUCCCCACUCGGGCCCUUGGCUCUGCUGAGCAAGAGGUGCUGGAAGUCCCCCGCUCUAAACUCAGAUCAAGGAGGGACCGGGCCUUCUCAGUGACGGCGCCUAUGGAAUGAGCUCCCUCUGGCAGUGAAGCUAGCUCCUCCUCUACAGGACUUUAAGUCUCACCUGAAAACUCACUCAUCCACCAGCUUUCCCCCAACGUCGUUGACCCUGGCUUUUGUAUUUGUACCCUUUUGUACUUGGCUUCGGGUUAGGGUUUUAAUUACUUUUACUUGUACUUUUGUAUUCAUUUAUUUGAUCCCUUUUACUCUCUUUUAUCUACUAUGUUGUUUUUAUGUGCUGUUCAGCACCUUGGGCCUUCGAUAAGGUGGUGGGAGGUGCUAUAUCAACAAAUUGGAUUGGUUGACAGCAUGCUGAAGCUCUAGGACAGACCAUUGCAGGAGAACAACUCCUCCAUGCGGGAGGAUUUCCUCCCGUUGAAGCGAGUUGCUUUCCAGGUCUAGAAACCUGUUUUGAGGACUUCUGGUAAUUCAAAAUGGAGAAAUGUUCCUUGAUUCUUAAACUUCGGCUGAACUUUUGCUUGUUAUUCCCAUCUCCAGUGUGGUAGGCGUGCAGAUUCAUCAAGAACAUUAACACAGCCAUGAGUCUGUCCUAGACAAAAGACCAGACUCAUGGCUGUAGCCUGUUUCUUGUUCUUCUCUUACACAGUUUAGUACAAAACUUGUUUUCACCGGACAUGCUUCAGCUGGUAUCUCUAGCUAUCAUCAGAGACCCAAUACAAAAUGGAAAACUACCAUACCUUUUUAUUUAGAAAAGCGCUUUCAACGUGGCAUUACAACCAACCAAAGCGCUGUACAAAGUAAAACAACAAAGGCAUUAAAUAGUUGCAUCAUACAGCAGCAGUAGCUCAACAGGUUGAGCGGGCUGUCCAGUAAUCGUAAGGUUGCAGGUUCGAUCCCGGCUCCGGACAGAGAAUUCUGCUGUUGUGUCCUUGGGCAAGACACUUACUCACCUUGCCUGCUGGUGGUGGUCGGAGGGACCGGUGGCGCCUGUGUUCGGCAGCCUCGCCUCUGUCAGUGUGCCCCAGGGCAGCUGUGGCUACAUCGUAGCUCAUCACCACCAGUGUGUGAAUGUGUGUGUGAAUGGAUGAAUGAUAUUCUGUAGUGUAAAGCGCUUUGGAGUCCUUACUCUGAGAGGCGUUAUACAAGUGCGGGUCAUUUAUCAUUUAUCAUACAAUCAAUAAAAAAUAAUACAACAAAGUAAGGUUACAAACAAACAAAAACAAUAAAAGUAUUAAAAGUGGUCAGACAGAUUUAAGAUGGAAAGUCCACAGUAUAAGGAGGUAGGACAAAUUGUUGAUGCUAAGAAUCGAAGGCCAUGGAGAAGUAAUGUGUUUUCAGCCUCCAUUUAAAGAUGGGAAGCGAGGGUGCUCGUCCAACAGGAAGGGGUUGGGAAUUGCAAAGUUUUGGGGCACGGAUACAAAAAGCUCUUUCCCCGCGAGUCCUUAAACGCACCUAGGGAUGUAACCCUCGAAGCUGGACAGGAAACUGCAGGAUCUAGGACUGAGCAGCUCCCUCUGCAGCUGGAUCCUUAACUUUCUGUCUGACAGACGCCAGGUGGUCAGACUGGGCAGCACCACCUCAUCUCCCGUCACACUGAACACUGGUGCUCCACAGGGGUGUGUGCUGAGCCCUCUCCUGUACUCACUCUACACCCACAACUGCACGGCCAUGAGAAACUCCAACAUCAUUGUGAAGUAUGCGGACGACACCACAGUGGUAGGUCUCAUCACCAACGACGAUGAGACGGCCUACAGGGAGGAGAUCAGCGCCCUGACCCACUGGUGUCAGGACAACCGUCUCACCCUCAACGUCACAAAGACAAAGGAGAUGAUAGUGGACUUCCGGAGGAGCAGAGGAAUACACACCCCCAUCACCAUCAACGGCGACGCUGUGGAGAGGGUGAGCAGCUUCCGUUUCCUUGGAGUUCAUCUGGCAGAGGAUCUUACGUGGUCAGUGCACACGGACAAUACAGUGAAGAAGGCACAGCAGCGUCUCUUCUUUCUCAGGAGACUGAAAAGAUUUGGAAUGAGCCGCCGCAUCCUCAGGACCUUCUAUCGCUGUGCCAUUGAGAGCAUCCUCACUGGAUGCAUCACCGCCUGGUAUGGCAACAGCACCGCUUACAACCGCAAAGCUCUCCAGAGAGUAGUGCGGUGUGCAGAAAGGAUUAUUGAAGGUGAGCUGCCCUCCCUCCAGGACAUCUACAGGAAGAGGUGCCUGAGGAAAGCGGGGAGGAUCAUCAAGGACUCAAGUCACCCCAGCCAUAAACUGUUCAGACUACUUCCAUCAGGAAGGAGGUUCUGCAGCAUCCGGUCCAGAACCAGCAGACUGACAAGACAGCUUUUUCCAUCAGGCCAUCAGACUGCUGAACACGGCGCAGACACCUCACCCUCACUACUGAAACUCCAACAUUACACGCUCCAUACUGUACAUUAAUGCCACUG